CGCGAGUUCUCCUGGACAUCCAUUGACACCUGCGUCCAGAUCUAAAAAGAGACCAAUGGGAGAAACCAAGGCUUAUCCAUCACCACCUGAUGUAAUUCAACCUCCAUCAACCGAAGCAGUUAUGUCAUCAGCAAUCAGUGAAGAUAUGAUUCCCAUGACUGACGAAAUGAUGGGCAUUAUCGAAACAGAUUAUGAGACUCAAGAAUAUGAUGAAUUCAUUGAACUAAACGAAGAGCCACCUCCUCCACAGACCUCGACUUCGUUGAAUUAUUUAACUCCUGCGCCCGAACCUCCGUUGUCAUUAGUAACCGAACCUACUUCUACCCAGUCCAUGAAUUAUGUACCUUUGAAAUUUUCCAGUCAUGUUGACGAAAAAAAAUACCUUCAAGGGGGAAAAUUUUAUCAGCCCCAUAGUCGAAAAAAACGAAAGAGAGGAAAACUAGUAUAUAUAUAUGGUCCAGAUAAGCCAUCUCCUUUGCCCGAUUCUAAAAAGAAGAAGGGUGCGAAGAAACUGAUAGUCAAGAAAGAAAUGUCUGAUGAAUCUGAGGAAAGCUCAGAUUAUAGUAGCGAUUCGGGAAGCUCAACAUCCUCCGAAUCAGAUUACGAUGGAGAUGUCUCCAUGGAUCCAAAUAAUAGUAGCACGAUUUUAGAAUCAAAUUAUGGUAGCGAUGUUGCCGCAAGUGUGAAUUCUCGUAACUUGGAAUUUAUAAAUGCUGGACGCUUAACAAUGAUAUUCGAUCUACAUGAUCUCCACGGUAGACGCCAACUUCGUAUAGUAAACGAAGCAGAAUCAAAAGAAAGCUCAGAAACUGCUCUUAAAUGCCUGAGCGAACAAAUAGUAUUGGGUUCUUAUCCAUUUGGCGUUGGUACUAAUGGAGAAGGGGAGAGUACACAUGAGCUGCUCGAAUCUCACAGAUGCCUUAUGGAGAAAUUGAGUGGUGAACUCCCAACAGCAUCAGUGCUUCCGUUUGAGAUGGGUAAAGUCAUCACCGAUUGCAAAGCUACCUUGGAUAGCAUUUCGAACAAGUUUCCUAAGUCGCAAGGUCACUUGGAUUUAUCUGUCAAUGGGCCGCUCACAGUUCAGAAAUAUUAUAAUCUUGAUGGGAAUCAGGAUCGAGAAAUGAAGGAUGUGGAAGAAUCAGGGCUCAAUUUUCAAGAAUUCUCUACGCCUGAUAUCAUUGCGAGUUCUAAUGAUCUGUUAAUUGAGACAUCUCCUGAAAUUGUCAAAUUUUGGGAUAUUCAUAAGCUAACCCCGUAUGAUGGCGCAAAAAAUGUGAAGUAUUUUGUUCUCUAUCCGGAAUCAGAUCAUCUACGACACUACGUUGAAUAUUUUAUUGACGAGCUACGCGUUCAGUACGAGCAUCUUUGUGCACUUGGAACUCAUGAACCCAUAACGAUGGGCAGUUAUACUCGUGGUCUCGUGCCGAUACCCUUAAAAGUGCCUUCUCCGAAUGAGUCAACCCUAGCACUGCAAAUCCACAGUUAUGAAAAUGCAUGUGAGCGACUCGGCAAAUUAUUGAUCAAAUUUGUGGAAAAACUUGAAGACAGUUGCCUUGUGAUUUAUUUAGUCAACCCUUGGGGCCAUUUGUCUUCUAAUUUUGACAUAUUUAUGUGCUUCUCAAAAUUGCAUCAGUCUUUGAUUAAAAACAAUUCUAACUCGAAGUUCAUAUAUCCGCAAGUUAUACCGAUUGAUCAUAUUCUGAAAUUUGGUAAAACCAGUGGAGGAUCGUUUAAGAGCAAGUCUUUACUUAAGGAAUUAGCAUUUACUGUGUAUACCAAGUCACUGAAUUAUAGAGCACCUUUUAUUUUACCAAGACCUUCAAUAGUUUCCGUUAAUUUUAGGUGGACAAAGAAAUCGUCUUCU
Messenger RNA from Acaulospora morrowiae, 1864 nucleotides. NCBI's taxonomy places the organism in Eukaryota, Fungi, Glomeromycota, Glomeromycetes, Diversisporales, Acaulosporaceae. The record is from the annotation of a GenBank genome assembly.